Molecule: messenger RNA, 1534 nt
Organism: Lactuca saligna
Lineage: Eukaryota; Viridiplantae; Streptophyta; Magnoliopsida; Asterales; Asteraceae
Source: the annotation of a GenBank genome assembly
UAUUUUUUUUAACAGAAAUUUUGUUUUCAAAUGGAACAUUAGACCCAAAGAGGCAAAGACCCAGAAGGCUGGUGACUGGCGAGUGAGUGACGACUAAAGAUCGUUGUAUCUCCGUCCAAACAAAUUCACCGUCUGCUCUCCCUCCCCUGUCUGUACCUUCGACCCACCCCAUCUUCUCACAGUUCUUACGAAAGAGCCCUAAAAGCUAUAACCUAAUCAAAAUCACCCGGAAAAAAACCCCAAACUACCGUGAUAAUGGCCGGAAAUCAGGCCACCGGUGAUGGUCUAUCGGUGAAUAUCGCCGGAAUGUCAAAGAAUCAACUCUACGAUAUCAUGUCCCAGAUGAAGACAUUGAUCGAACAGAACCAGGAUCAAGCGAGACAAAUCUUGAUUCAAAACCCUUUACUCACUAAAGCUCUCUUUCAGGCACAAAUAAUGCUAGGAAUGCUGCAACCACCUCAAGAGAUACCCAACAUUCAACCUACCGGAACCCACCACCCUCAGCCAGCACCACCGCCAGUUCAGCCACUAGCACCACCACUACAGAACCAACCACCACAACAAAACCACACCACCAUCUCAACACCACCACCAUCAUCUGUUUCCCCUUCAUUACCUCCAUUACAACCACCACAACAUGGCAGAGCUCAGAUCAAACCUCAGGCGGCACCAAUGGCGGCUCAUCCAUCUCAUUAUUCUACCCAGCCACCACCACCAUUACCUCCCGCAUCUACUCCAUUACAGCAACCUUUACAUAUAAGUAACAUCUCUCAUCUGCCACUCCAACCGCCUCUUCAACCACCACUACCACCACAACCAAGACCACCUUCUAUGCAAACUUUCCCUCAUCAAAACUAUUCUCACAUGGGACCCACUUCAGGUUUCCAGCACCCGGGUGGACCCCAGCUCCACCAUUCACAACAACCCAUGUUUCAUUCAAGUUCAAGACCUCCUACUAGCAUGGGCCCACCUUUUUCUCAAGGCCCAAAUCAGCAGCUUUCUCAAGGGUUAUAUCAGGGAGGAGGUUCACAUGUAGGAAUGGAUUUUAACCAAAUGGGAGUCCCUUCACAACAACCAGAAAGGGGAUCCAAUUGGAUGCCUGAAAAUGCAGUGGGACCCACUGCCACAUCAUCUUUUCUUCCUGCUCAUAUGACCUCAGCCACUCAGCUUCCACGACCUCCAUCGUUAACUGCAGAUAUGGAGAAGGCAUUACUUCAGCAGUGCUUCAGCUUCAGCAGAUGUUGCGUCAGUAACAUAUUAGGUACUACAGAGAUGGAUUAGAGAGUUCAUUCAGGAGUUUGUUUUGAUGUUUGUGUUUGUAUUACAUUUUGGUUUGAUGAUGUUAAGAUUAGUUGUUUUAGAAUUGAAGUUUGUUACUCAAUUGUCUGAUUCUGGAAGUUAUUAUUUUUUUUUCUUAAUAUUUUAUGCAGUCUCUUUUCUGAAAUCGGAUCCUUUGUUGGUUUUCAUGUUUUGUUUGGGGAUUAUCUCAUUUUGUGGGGUUUUACAACUUUGUAGUUGAAUUCAAGUUAAAGCG